Messenger RNA from Thermochaetoides thermophila DSM 1495, 3780 nucleotides. RefSeq lists its product as uncharacterized. Bases 1 to 3780 code for a protein of 1259 amino acids. The record is from RefSeq and is a predicted model, not a curated record. The transcript has 3 exons. NCBI's taxonomy places the organism in Eukaryota, Fungi, Ascomycota, Sordariomycetes, Sordariales, Chaetomiaceae.
AUGGACGACUAUCCCCCUGGCUGUCUGGACCACAGCGUCCCCUUUCUUCUGACCCUGGGCACAUGUACCGACACACCCUACGACGCCAAACUAAGCCACGCACUCAAGGAGCAAGCCAUUCUCAUACGUUCCGAGCUGCCUGCUCUCGACUCGGACCAGGCACGCGCUCUCAUGCGCUAUAUGCAAGACCGUGAUGCUUCCAACUCACCUUGCAACGCCAGGAAUGAGACAACCAGGAAGUACCGCUUCCACAUCAAGUCUGCCGAGAGGUCCCUGCUGCUACCCCCUCGCCGCGCCCGCCUACCCGACGGCUUCGAGCCCCCUUCACCAACCUCGGCCACCGUAUUACAUUCCCCCUACUCUCCCCUGAGCCCGGUGUCCCCUCUCUAUCCCGAUGGUUUGAUCAAUACCGAUUGGAUUCGCAAGCACCAAGACCUCAUUCCAAGCAUCCUCCUUUGCUUCUACACACUUGUGUCGGAUCCUACGCUUUCUACACUCUGUGACAAUCAGAUCAAGACCGAUGUCAACAACAUAAGGGCCCUGCUGAGCCAGUCUGGCUACAAGACCAAACUGGCCGUUGUGCUCUUGAGCGAUGGGACAAACCCAGCCUCCAUGGAGGGCGUCCAAGAACGUCUGGACGUGAUCCGUAGGGGGUGCAACCUGGAUGCGAAAGCCUUGUUCUUGGUGCCUCCGAACGAGUCUCAAGAGGAGCUCGAGCGCGUAGCCGAGAACAUGCUUACCACACUCUACGCAGUGUCCCUGGAGUAUUACCGCGACCUCGGCAGACAUGCGCGCAAAAAGCGCAGCAGGGGCAUUGCUCCCCAGCCAACCGUACCCCCGACUUCGGGCACCUCACAAACUCUGUCGCUAGCCGGCUGGAAUGUCCGCUAUGACUUCAAAACGGCCACAUUUGCUGAAUAUCGGCUGGAGAUGGAUGUGGCCUUGCGCUCCUAUGAACUGGCCUACGAGGCAUUGCUGAGCACCGAGGUGAUGGAGCUCAUCCCGAGCUGGAGCCCGCGCUGGAACGAAGCCCGGCUGCUGGCCGACAUCAUCGCUAUACGGUGCAUCCGCUGCCUGCUGUGGAAUGGCCAGCACAGCGCAGCCAGCCGUCGCUGGCAGUUCCAUCGCGAGAGGAUAGCCGACUUUGUCGACCGUCGCGGUCGGGGCACCAACAACUAUGGCUGGGCUGCCUGGGAGGCUCGUUGGGCGGCGGUCAUGGCUGAUCUGAUCGACAAAGCCGACAUUCCUGAGCUUGCGCCGAGCUCAGGACGGCUCUAUCUGCCACCCGAGAAGAGUGUCAUGGGAGAGAGACUGCAGCCGUGGGAGCUGCUGCACCAUCAGGGAUACUGGCAUCGCAUGGCGGCAAGGCAUACACAGACGAGAAGGGCCCUGGCUCGGACCAUCCCAGAAUCUGACAGACAGCCGCCUAGUGCUUCGCCUGCGUCUCUUGUGGCGAAAUCUGCUUUUACUUACGACACGUACAUGUGCCCAGACCCAUACGAGGAAUAUCCCAUCGACGGGAUCGGAGGUGGCGUAGAGCACGGUAAACUGAUCGUGGAUCGCCUAAUACGAGCCCGCUCUGAGUUUCUCAAACGGGGCCAAAAGCGGUUGGCUGCUGAGGUCUCUCUAGAGUGUGCAAGGGAGCUAGGAAUGGCCGAAAGAUGGGAGGACGUGAUUAAGCUCCUGCGCCCUCUAUGGCAGGACAUGCCCUUCAGAACAGAGGGCUGGAUUCCCAUCAUUGAGGAGAUGGACUGGCUUCUCAGGCGUGCUGCUUACGAGGAGGAUGAGGCCGAGCUCCUGCUGAUGAUUGACUGGGAGCUCCACUCACAAAGCUUCUCAAAACGGCCCAACUGGGAGUACAACCUCGCAAAGUCCCUGGAGGAUAUAGAAACUGCAGAGAAGCCCGACAUUUACAUCAGACACGGCCAACUCAUAUCCCCAGUUGCGGCUUCGUUCCUUUUCAGAGACGAAGAGGGGAAGGCUGGUCAGUCCGUCCACUGCCAGCUCACCAUCAGGUCAAAUGCCCAUCAGGGCUCGGCUCUCCUCCAGCUCAGCAGCGUGCAAGUUAACUUUAGCGGUGGCAUUGGCACAGUAGUGCUUCAGCACGAGGAUGUUGACGACACGCGGCAGAAACACGGUAACAUCGUGCUGUCUUCACUCACCCUGACUACUAGAGAGUCUGGUGAAGAUGAUGUCAAGUCAACAUCCGCUGGUUCGGAUGGAGAAAAGAGUGCUGUCUUGAAAGGCACAGCAGAUCUUAGAUUGCCCCCUGGGCAAGUGCUGGUAUUCAACUUGGAGAUCCCGCUACGGGAGCCAGGCGAUGCCCACGCUGAAUCGGUUGUCGUCACGAUCGAUAAUGACGAGUUCAAGCUCAAUCAGUCAAUAUCUUUUGCGGAAAACAGUAGCAGAAAUCUUUGGUACAUCUCUGCGUCCGCCGUCAAACACAUUGCACACCAACGGCCCCUCUCGUUACACGUCCUUCCCCGGCCUCCAAAGAUGGAGGUGAGAAGUCUAGGAUGGAAGGAACAAUACUACACAGAUGAGCCUAUCAGUCUCGAAUUUGAGAUCGAGAACGGCGAGGAUGUUGAGGCCCUCUCUAAGCUUGACGUUACUCUAUUCGGCGAGAAGCCGUCAUCAUUCACGGUCGACCUCCCGAGCGGCGAGAGCCAGACAUCCUCCAGCAUACGCAGCGAAGAAAGCAGACUAUCCGGCGCACAGCUAGGCGCAAUCGCCAGCGCCAAAUCCCUCACCAUCCGCCUACACCUACCCCCCAUCGAGAGCUCCAGCCGCCACGACCUGACCCUCAAAGUGACCUACUUCCUCCCGACCAACCCCGGCACGCCCAUCUCCCAAACCGCCGUCUUCCAACUUAAUAUCGUCAACCCCUUCGAAGCAAGCUAUGACCUCCUCCCCCGCGUACACCCCGACCCCUGGCCAAGCGUCUUCGACCCGGACACCGUCGCACCCCUUCCCGGCCCCAACUCCCCCGACACUCCGUCAUUCAUACCAAAGGGCCUCUCCCAAGCUUGGUGUCUCGUGACCCGCUAUGCCUCCUUCGCCUCCGAACCGUUACGCGUAACAGAAGUUUCCGUGCAAAUUUCACCGUCUCCCCUUUUCCGCUGCACAGCCGUCGCCACCAAGCACAGCCUGCCUGAGGAUGGCUCCGGCCGUUUGAUACAGCCCAAGACCAUCGAGCAAGCGGCGUUUGAGCUGACUGCACAGCGGGCAACGCUGGAUGAGCGCGGACCAGCGCCGCUGGAUAUGGCAUUGACGAUUCGUUGGACUCGGGCGGAGGGGGGCAACUUGGAGAAGGUUAAUACGACAACGCUGCCGAUUCCGAGGUUUAAUAUCUUCGGCACUGAGCCGAGGGUUUUGGCGACGGUGUCGUACCGUCGAAGGGGGAAUACUAAGGAUGAAGGGAGUGGUGGGCAUCUGGUGAUUGUGCUGACGGUGACCAUUGAGAAUGCGUCGAGCCAUUUCCUCACGUUUGGGGUGUCGAUGGAGCCGAGCGAUGAGUUUGCUUUUUCGGGACCGAAAAUGACGACAGUGAAUGUACUGCCGGUGCAGAGGAGGAGUGUGGAGUAUAGGUUGUUGCCGUUGGAUCAGAAGGAUGAGGAUGACAAUGGAGAGAAGGGGGAGCAUCAAGGCUGGUGGAUCAGGCCUGGGUUGAUGGUUAGGGAUAAGUACUUCCAGAAGGUGUUAAGGGUUUUGCCCGGUGGUGAGGGAUUGAGGAGGGGAGAGGAGGGGUUGGAGGUUUGGGUGCCAGGGGCGAGGGUGUAG